Messenger RNA from Cydia pomonella (codling moth), 2318 nucleotides. RefSeq lists its product as uncharacterized. The transcript has a single exon. Gene Ontology annotation, molecular function: ubiquitin protein ligase activity. Gene Ontology annotation, biological process: ubiquitin-dependent protein catabolic process; protein ubiquitination. The record is from RefSeq and is a predicted model, not a curated record. Lineage: Eukaryota; Metazoa; Arthropoda; Insecta; Lepidoptera; Tortricidae. The coding region runs from base 317 to 1291 and encodes 324 amino acids.
GGGUGACUUGCGCAAAAGACUUGUAUUAACUCGCGCAAGUACAGAGCAACAUGUAUCACUUUUCAAAACCUAUUAAAUUAACAACAAACUGAUUAUUAUCGAUCUUUAAUAAACUAAACAUUCGUUUCUUAUAUUAAUGAGCAAUUAAUGAGUAAUUCAAAUAUUCGGAGUAAAAUCUAAACGCUUUUCAGAAAUGACAGCCUGGCAGGUCCUAUCCAAUCACAUCACUCCUCAAGCCGUUUAUAAGUUUAUUUCUGCUAAGAAACUUGGAAACGACAAUAUUUUCAUAUAGUUCGCAAGAAGAUGAUAAGAAACGAUGAUUGCGCUAGUUGCCAAAAUAAUUAACUUAUUCGCAUUGACCGUUCGAAGUGUUUUACUUGGAGCUUCAUUCGUCGGACAUGUAAUAUUUGUUACAGUUGCAGGCGUUUGUACGACACUGGUAAACUUUGUUGAUAGUGUUCGAACGUUUAUUCAGAUAGUUUAUGAAGACAACUUAUCGAUCUUCAACGAGGACAUACCCAACUUCACUAAUGAUGUGAUCGACACGUUCGUCAGUCAAGUGGUGUUCGUCUGGAGCGGUGUGACGAAGGUUUACUGCGACAUAUAUCUCAAAGUCAGUGCCAUCGUAGUUUCCAUCAAGUGGCUAAUAGACUCAGUGUUUCUAGUGAUUUCUGAGGUGUUAUACAUUAUAAAAAGUGCUGUGAUAUGUUUAGGGGAAGCACUAUGGCUCAUAGUUACAUUUAUUCCUGUUCAGCUGCCUCAGCUGGUGAAGCAGUUGCUGAGGUACUUAACAGAAAUAGCCAUAGAUGGGAUUGUAAGUGCUUACAUGUCAUUGUUGAAGUUCACCAACUUCCUGACUGAUGUGCCUUUGGAGUCAUUUAUGGGUAUAAUUAGUGCUAUAGUUAUUGUGCGUUUGUGCAUACAUUUUAGAGAGGAUAUUCAAACUAGGUUCACAUCACUUUAUUGGUCUGUGGUAAGAAAUAGUUUGUAUUUGUAUCAUCUGUUUUAUAAUUAUUUUACUGACUCGGAGGUGAGGGUGAUAACUAGUUUAGUGGGUGGUAGAGAAGCCCGUGUGAGGGAGGCGGAGGCCAUUGUAAGAGCAGCCAAUGAUGCUGCGGAUGCCGCUGAUGCACUUUGCGUCAUUUGCCAAGAACGGCAAAAAUGUGUUCUGACACUGCCAUGUCGCCACAUCUGCCUGUGUAGCGAGUGUUGUAUGAGACUGUAUGGGUAUCAAAGGACUUGUCCUAUUUGUAGAACUUUCAUUUACCACUCUGUUACUGUGUACUUGUGACAGACAUACUUUACAUUCCUGGCUGUGGCAUUUUCUCAAUUCCAAUUUAGAGUUACCAAAGAUCAGGCUCACUUAGUCAAGCUGAAAUGUAUUCACUGACUUGAUCUUCAAAGAGGCGUUAUUGAGGUGACUUUCAAAUAAAAAUAGUGAGUUACAAAUUGUUCAUUUACUUAAAGAAGAUUUCAAUCUUCUAAUUUGUUUUGUACAAAAUUGUUCUUAUACAGCUAUUGUUAUAACUUUCUGCAUAGUUGUUCUAAAUUAUAAAAGAGAUCUGAAGUGAAAGAAUGGAUGUACAUUGUGUUCUUGUCAAAUUUGUAUUAAUUAUUAUAAUACUUCUUAUGGUGGCACUAUAUUUAGCUGUGUUAUUUGAAUACUUGUUGUCAACAUUUUCUUGUUUAUUGCAUUUAUAAGGGUCAGGGCCCAUACUUUUCAUGCCACGCAGAAAUGACGUAAUUUAACAUACAGGGAGUUGUUUUACAAUACUACAAAUUUAGAUAGCUAAGUUAUUGACGGAUAUCAAAAUAAAUACUUGUUAUGAGAAUAAAAGCUUGUUAAUCAAAAAUAUGUAUUAUUUAAUAAAUUAAUAAUCUAUUAUUUAUUUGAGUGACAAUAAGAUGAAAGUCAGUUAGAUGUUUCUGUACUGAUUGUCAAGUAUAUGUAUAUCUUAAGAGGUUGAUAAAUGAUUAAUUAUUACGAAAAUAUUAAUUGGAAUCAUACUCUAUGUAGCGUGAUGUCAUUUUUCUGUCAAUGGCAUGAAAAGUACGGGCCCUGAUAAGGAUAUAAAGGAAUAACUAUUUAUAUAAAUGUAGCUAAGUGAAGUGCACUGACAGUGGCAAUCUCAAGAUAAAAACUUUUGCAUAAAAAUAAUAUAUGUUAUGAUUACUUACUUUAAUUAUACAUGAUAAUUACAAAACAAAACACAUAAUCUUUGGUUUUGAUAUUAUUAAUAUUUAAUUCUUAUUUCUUGCUGUUUUUGUAGGUCAGUGACCAAUACUUGCAAAUGCAAUAAUACAUUUUUAUAUUCAUA